AGGAGUUACACCUGUACCAGUGUGAGAUUUGGAGGGCAUAUCUGUCCCUGGGCAACUGAAGUUCCCCUUUCUUCCUCUUCUUCUCGCGCAUUCCUCCCGUUAUCCCCAACAUCACCGCCGUCGCCGUAGCUUUCUCUACCGGAAACACUUUGGCUAUUACACUAUACCCCGAGCACACUCCGGUCGGUCCGGCUUGCCUCAUCCUCCCACUCCAUGACUAGUAUCCGCCAGAGGCCUGCGCUGUGGAGCUAUCUUUCCUUUACAAAAGCACCGACACGACCGGACCGAUCAUCGAGCAUCUCGUCACAGUACCGCCCCGACGACCCGCACGAGAAGCCAGAGCGAUUCGAUAGCGACGCCACGGACGCAAACGCGAAAACCAUGUCGAAUCGAUGGGUGAAGACCGUGGUCGUAGUGGUGCUGUUUUGCGUGGCCCUGUUCUUCCUAGGCCCCAAGGAUAGUAUCACGAAAACCGAGAAUUACCUUCAAGACCACCGGCCAAUGGGCAAUGGCAAUGGCCAGACAGCCUCCGAUCCUUCGCUGGGAACCACGAAAUGUCUGAAGUCGAGCUCGAAGUACAAGCCGAUCGUGCAGUACGCGUUGAUGGUGGACGCUGGGUCUACCGGUUCCCGUAUCCACGUGUACCGUUUCAACAACUGCGGCGACACCCCCGAGCUCGAGCAUGAGGAUUUCAAGAUGACGAAGCCGGGACUCUCCUCGUUCAAGGAGGAUGCCGAAGGCGCCGCAAAGAGUCUCGAUGAGCUGCUGGAGGUUGCGAUGAAGUCCGUGCCUGAGAAGCUGAAGUCGUGCACGCCUAUCGCUGUCAAGGCCACCGCCGGACUUAGACUGCUUGGAGAUCAACUUAGUAAGAACAUCUUGGAUGCAGUCAGACACCGGUUGGACACGAAGUACCCGUUCCCGAUCAUUGAGAAGGGUGGCGUUGAAAUCAUGGAUGGAAGCGACGAAGGUGUCUACGCAUGGAUCACGACCAACUACCUCCUCGGCAAGAUCGGCACAGUCGAGAAGAUUCCCACAGCAGCCAUCUUCGAUCUCGGCGGAGGCUCGACUCAGAUCGUAUUCCAGCCCACCUUCCCUUCCGUUGGCGGCGGCAUGCCCGAGAAGCUUGCCGAGGGCGACCACAAGUACCAGCUCAACUUUGGCGGCCGCAACUUCGAACUCUACCAGCACUCGCACCUGGGUCUCGGUCUCAUGGAGGCGCGUAAAGCGAUCCACAAGGUCCUCGCGAAGACGAAGCAGGAGGAGAUCGGUGCCGGUUGGGACUCACAGCCCCUUGUCAACCCGUGCAUCAACGUUGGCAUGUCUCGUUUGAUCGAGGUGGACAUGGACGGAACACUGGUCAAGCUCAACAUGACUGGCCCUGCAGAGCCAUCCGCCGCCCAGUGCCGGGCUCUCGCCGAACAGAUCCUGAACAAGGGUGUGGACUGCAAAUUGACACCCUGCUCGUUCAACGGAGUUCACCAGCCUUCGCUGGAGCGCACUUUCGCCAAGGAGGACGUGUACAUCUUCUCGUACUUCUACGACCGCCUCCGUAUACUCGGAAUGCCCGAGAGCUUCACGCUGCGCGAAAUGGUGGAGACCACCGCGCGUGUGUGCUCCGGCGAGUCGAAGUGGGAUGUGUUCUCGUCCUUCAAGGGUGCCCUCGAGGACCUCAGGGAUAGACCUGAGGGCUGCUUAGAUCUGAGCUUCAUGAUUGCGCUUCUGCACACCGGCUACGAGAUGCCGCUGGACCGCGAGGUCAAAACCGCAAAGACGAUCAAGGGCAAUGAGUUGGGAUGGUGCUUGGGCGCCAGUUUGCCCAUGCUGGAUAAGGGCACUGGUGGUUGGCAGUGUAAGCUUAAGCAGGUUGCGUAAGUGCUGCGCCUGGGUUUUUGUCACGUAUAGGUAGACGGUUUGUUUAUGUGUGUUUCCAUUGCGAAGCAAUGGUUGCUAUUUUUUUUUCGCUUG
Tricharina praecox is the source of this 1965-nucleotide messenger RNA. RefSeq names its product nucleoside phosphatase family-domain-containing protein. The transcript has 3 exons. Gene Ontology annotation, molecular function: GDP phosphatase activity; UDP phosphatase activity. Lineage: Eukaryota; Fungi; Ascomycota; Pezizomycetes; Pezizales; Pyronemataceae. Gene Ontology annotation, cellular component: Golgi apparatus; membrane. The coding region runs from base 214 to 1872 and encodes 552 amino acids. Gene Ontology annotation, biological process: protein N-linked glycosylation; nucleoside diphosphate catabolic process. The record is from RefSeq and is a predicted model, not a curated record.